ACCACUACGCAUUACUGCCUUUUGCGCCGCACAGUCACAUUGCAUAUCAUCGUAUCGCACUGAUCACGGAACCUACAAGAAGAGGCUGCUGCGCGACACUGCCUCAGUCACAACUCCCCAGCGUCGGCCACCCAGUUCGGAGUAUGCACUCGCCAUAUCGACACACCAGAGGACGUCAACGCUGCAACAAACAAAAUGGAUGAGGACUUGCGCAUGCUUGAGGAGGAAUAUUGCCCGCCAAUAGAUCCCACACUUCUCUAUACCAUCUAUUCGGACUAUGCAGGGGAACCAGAUGCUGUUGCCCGCACCAGGGAACUAUUGGAGACCCUGAAGGCCACAGCCGAAGUGGAGGCACUUAAUUUCGACCCCUCUGGUAGCAGCGGGGGCGCCGUGCAAGACAGUCCAGACAAAAGCAGCACCGACGCCGAUUCAUGGGGCACCCAGACGGUAACGACAGAGCACUCGUCCCUUUCAAACGACUUUGCCUCGCUUAGUGUGAGCGGGAGUUCGGGAAGCCCACAGGAAUCAUUCGAGAGUGGAUAUUAUAAAGACACGGAACAGUUUGAUGUUCCUACAAAGGAACUGUUGCUCGCCGAGACGUUUCCCGGCUUGCGGCUCGCCCAGGUGACGCACACGUUGAAAAAGUGCGGUUACGAUUACGACAAAGCAACGGACGAGCUACUCAAUCACGUCUUCUUCGACGAUAGUAGGAAGAGCCCGACAGAAGAAGGUCCUAUUGCCAAGGGUAUCGAAGCCUUUUCUGAAGACCAUCAUAUACCGCAAAAGGGAAAAAAGGGCAAGGCAAAGAAAAAGCAGAAAGUUUCGUUGAGUAACGUUGGAGCUGAUUAUUUUGUUGAAUCAGAUGUGCCGACAAACCGCUGGCAGAACACCAGCCGUGAAUUGGAGUUUGUCACGUCGCGAACGAGCGUUCCAGCAAAGACUGUCUCGUCGCUCUAUCAUGCGAACGGCGCAUCCUUGUCAGCGACUGUGUUGGCCAUUGUGAAAAGAGACAUUGAAGCGCACAAGAAGGAAGGGCAGCCAGAUACUGCGCUGGUGCAAGACGCAAUUACCCUAAACGAGAGUUUUCCUUCGAUCGACUUGGAGCAUGCAAUUGCGGUCGUGCGCCUGACUGCCCCAUCAGCCAUCAAAGCCAAAGAACUCGCAAAGGCCCUUACCCAACAACCGGCGAGCGAAACGGGCGGCAAAGGUGGCAUCAAACUUGACUUGCGAUAUGCUCCAGUCGAUCUGUCCGAUCCCUUGGAAGUAACCAAACUGCCUGUGCUUGCGCCUUCUGCGAGACCGCGUGACGCCGUCUCCACCGCUGCCGCUCGAAACGAUGCGUUUACAAAAGCAUCCAGCGCUUAUCGCAGAGGCAAAUCAACGCCGCUCAUGAGGCAAGCUGCAGCAUACUAUGCGCAAGAGGGCCGUGACCUCAACGCCAACCUGAAAGUCAUGAAUGCAGCGGAAGCUGAUUCUUUAGUUUCGUCGCAAUCAGGACCUACGUACCUCGAUCUGCACGGUGUAACUGUUGCGGAUGCGACUAGGAUAGCAAAGCAACGCACCCAGGCUUGGUGGAACGGCCUCGGGGAGCGCAAGAUUCCCGAGUGGAGUGGCCCUGGUCGGAGAGGUGGAGGCGAUGUCUUCAGGAUCAUCACAGGUUUGGGUAGGCACAGCGAAGGCGGCCGAGGUAAACUGGGGCCUGCGGUGUUGAAGACAUUGGUAAACGAGGGUUGGAAAGUUGAAGCUGAGCCUGGUGAGUUGUACGUCACAGGUUUAGCGAGAAGAAGAUGAACUUGAGCCUGGAUCUGGAAAAGAUGCGUUGUAUACAGGCCAUUUCUGUGUCAAUGUUGUUUCAAUAUACCCUUGUGCAUGCGCAAAAGCGCAAUGAUAUGUCAAAUGAUGAACAUUGCUGCAA
Bipolaris maydis ATCC 48331 is the source of this 1915-nucleotide messenger RNA. RefSeq lists its product as uncharacterized. Gene Ontology annotation, molecular function: endonuclease activity. NCBI's taxonomy places the organism in Eukaryota, Fungi, Ascomycota, Dothideomycetes, Pleosporales, Pleosporaceae. Gene Ontology annotation, cellular component: nucleus. The record is from RefSeq and is a predicted model, not a curated record.